AACAGAUGGUAUGGACAUUCAAGUUCGUUCUGGCAAAGAGGAGGUGUCGGUUAUUGUUGAUGGAAAAGUGGUAUCAGAAAUCAAGGAUAAAAAUGUCCGAGGAAUGAUAGUGUUCGUUUUAAGCCAAACAACGGGCUCCCUUAUGGCUGUUAGAGCGUUUGACACGUAUUCAUCCAAAGACGAAGGACAAGAACUAAUAAAAUUUUUCGGUCUGCUGCAGGAAGGAAGGAUUGUUUGCGUGGCUGUGAAGGAUGAAGCAGCGAGCAACUUAGAUGGUGACGUUCGAAGCUACAUUGAGAAGUUAGGGAGCCGUUAUGUAAAUGUCCUUGGCUGGCGGGAUAUGUGGGCGUUUAUAUUCCAACAGGCUACCAAUCAGAGGAAAACAUCUGUGGAAAGCCAUCAGAGGUCUCCAGAUUUUGACAGCUGGGGAAAUGAUGUCACAAUUCGAGCAUAUCUGAAGCGGGAGACAGGCAUGUCCAGUGAAUGCAGCUGGGAACAAAACGAUGCAGGGCGUCGUAGAGCAGAAUUCUGCCAGAAAUUUGAAGGAUAUGGACGGGUUUGCCACUGCAACGAUCCGGAAUCAAUCGAUUUCUACCCACCUCCUCUUGAAGAUGGCAGUCGUCUUGAUCUGCCAGUGUUGGUUAUGGCUGGUAAUCGCCCCCACUACUUAUUCAGAAUGCUCAAGACCCUGCGAAAAGUCCAGGGGCUGAAUCCUACCAUGGUAACCGUAUUUAUUGACGGCUUCUAUGAAGAGCCCGCCUCUGUUGCACGGGUGUUUGGUCUGAAGGUAGAUCGACAUGAAGGUAUCAGUAAAAGGAACUCAAGGAUUUGCCAGCAUUACAAGAAGUCCAUAACAACCUCCUUUGAAAAUUUCCCCGACGCCAAUUUCCUGGUUAUUCUUGAGGAAGAUCUUGACGUGUCUGUGGACAUUCUUAGCUACUUUAAACAGCUUCUCCCGGUCUAUGAGAACGACGAAAGUGUUUAUUGUAUAUCAGCUUGGAACGAUCAGGGCUAUGAGUACACCGUUCAUGACCCAUCAAUGACGUACAGGAUUGAAACUAUGCCUGGCCUUGGGUGGGUAUUGAGUCGCAAACUGUACAAAGGAGAACUUGAACCCAAAUGGCCUGCUCCCGAUGUAUUCUGGGAUUGGGACAUGUGGAUGAGGACGCCGACGCAAAGGAAGGGCCGAGAGUGCAUCAUACCGGACAUCUCUCGCACCUACCAUUUUGGGGCCAAAGGUCUAAACGUGGACCCAGCUAUGAACGAAGCUUAUUUUAAAAGACAUGCGCUUAAUAAGGAAAUCGGUGUUAGGAUCAACGCAGAUCUCAUGUACAAAGACAACUAUGAGAAGGAGAUAAAUCGAUUACUGAGCCAAGCUGAAGUUCUUGAUCACUCAAGGACACCUUGUACAAACCCUAAAGACUUCAUACCUGACACUAAAGACAAGAUAUACGUGUUUUAUAUCAGAAUGGAGCAUCCAAAAGACUAUACCACAUGGAUAAACGUUGCCAGAUGUUUUAGAAUCUGGGACUUGGAGGCCCGUGGAUUUCAUAAAAGUCUGUGGAGGAUGUGGAUUAAAGGCAAUCAUGUUUUAUAUGUUGGGUGUCCAGCGUCACCUUACUGCAGUCACAAGCCGACUAAUGUUGAAGCUAUUUAUAUGCCAAAUAAGGAAACGAGACCACCCGAUAAUAAUUUCUUUGCCAAAUAAAGUUGGAGUUUGAGAUUUUACCUUCAGCUGAGUGUAUCAAGGACGGAAUCAAAUACACAUUGAUGUAAAUGUAUCUUAAUAUCCGUCGUAGUAUGAAGCAAUUUCUACGUUCAAUAUCGAUGUUAUUCAGUGACUAGGUAUCUGGAGAUACCAAGGCGGACGAAACUUUUUCACCAAAGCUCUCUUGGCUGUAUUUGAUUGUCACAGACAAGGUUUCAUCAUUAGUGCCAAGCGCGUGAAAACACGCGCGAUCUUCCACGUGAUCUUCCACGUGAUCAAGUUGUGAAUGGUUUUAGCUUUGCGUGUGAUCGGUUCAGUGGAUAACAUGCCGCAGGUUUUUUUUAAACCAGUCGCGUUGCCUGGAUAGAAAAUGAAGCACGAGCAGUUUUGGAAAAAUUUUUAACACUCACAUGAAAAUUAUUUGAAAUGCUUAAAUCACUUGAGAAUGGAUCCAGAACAGUAAAUGAUCGAGAAGAUAA
Messenger RNA from Pocillopora verrucosa, 2187 nucleotides. RefSeq names its product protein O-linked-mannose beta-1,2-N-acetylglucosaminyltransferase 1. Lineage: Eukaryota; Metazoa; Cnidaria; Anthozoa; Scleractinia; Pocilloporidae. Gene Ontology annotation, cellular component: Golgi membrane. Gene Ontology annotation, molecular function: beta-1,3-galactosyl-O-glycosyl-glycoprotein beta-1,3-N-acetylglucosaminyltransferase activity. Gene Ontology annotation, biological process: protein O-linked glycosylation via N-acetylgalactosamine. The record is from RefSeq and is a predicted model, not a curated record.